Giardia duodenalis is the source of this 1026-nucleotide messenger RNA. Its product is annotated as Mevalonate kinase. NCBI's taxonomy places the organism in Eukaryota, Fornicata, Diplomonadida, Hexamitidae. The record is from RefSeq and is a predicted model, not a curated record. Gene Ontology annotation, cellular component: cytoplasm. The transcript has a single exon. Bases 1 to 1026 code for a protein of 341 amino acids. Gene Ontology annotation, molecular function: mevalonate kinase activity; ATP binding. Gene Ontology annotation, biological process: isoprenoid biosynthetic process.
AUGCCUUCUUUGGGCCCGUGCCCCUUGGAGCUGUAUGUACGGACCCCACUGAAAGCGAUUCUCAGUGGUGAGCAUUCGGUUGUCUACGGUCAUCCCUGUAUCGCUAUGGCACUGGAUUUGUACACAAGUGGGCAUGCACGCGUAGCAAAAGAUCCCACUUGCCCGUCAAGCCUCCCUUUCCCUACACUUUUAGAUAUUAGAACAGGUGAGCGACUAGAUCUUAGUAGUUCGAUGACAGAAGCCAUUCGCCUAAUUAACGAGGAGGUUCUUACUAGACUACCUACAAUCAAACGGUCAGAUGCUGCGUGUCAUCACUGUGAAUUUGUAGAAAUCGCAGUCCAUGGGUGGACUCUCGGUAAAGGACUAGGCUCUUCUGCAAGUAUCCUUGUGACGCACACCGCCCUUCUCUUAGCCGCAAGUUCUAAUUAUUCUCCCUCCAUGUUAUUUGAUAUCGCCUUGCUGGGUGAGAGACAUAUACACGGAAGGACCACUGGCAUGGAUCUGAAGACCGUCAUUUAUGGGGGCAUCCAGAUCUACAGCCACGGUGCAUUAUGCAACGCUAAGAUAUCUCCAGACAUUUUCGCCGCUCGUAUGAUUCAAGUUCUUAUUGCAGAUUCUGGUAUCGCAAAGUCCACAGCACAGGCCGUAGAGUUAGUAAGCCAAGGAGAAAACAACGACACGUUGGCACACAUAGGAGAGACUUCGAAAGACCUCAUUGAGCUGCUCUUGACUGCCAGUACCCCGGGUAAAAUAAGCAAUGACUCAUUCUACUUAACGCUCUCCGCUCUUGUUCAGCGAAACCACGAUCUUUUAUGCUCAUUGGGUGUUAGUGUGCCAGAAACAGAGCGCUCAAAGGAACUGCUCUACCACAUGGGGUGCUUCACUGCAAAGCUCACGGGUGCUGGGUUAGGUGGCUGCUGCAUCGGUUUCCGAACGCAGCAUAACCUAGUAGUGGACAGCCCUGACAGACACGUAAUAGCAGUCGGUAUAGGAGAGGGUUUAUUGAUGACUGACACACCCCAGUAG